Phytophthora infestans T30-4 is the source of this 537-nucleotide messenger RNA. RefSeq lists its product as uncharacterized. Lineage: Eukaryota; Oomycota; Peronosporomycetes; Peronosporales; Peronosporaceae. The record is from RefSeq and is a predicted model, not a curated record. The coding region runs from base 1 to 537 and encodes 178 amino acids. The transcript is spliced from 2 exons.
AUGGAGGGCUUUCUGCUCGUCUUCGCCAAAGAACGCAGUGCGCAGGUGCAGUACUGUGUGCUGGAGCAUGGCAUGUUGCGCUGCUUUGAUCAGCCUGGCGGAGCGCUGCGCGAGUCUGUCGGACUCACGAGACAUCGCAUCCGCGUGCAGCCACUUUUCAGCGACAACGCUGGAAUGUGUCCGAACCGCUUCGCAGUGCACGCGCUCGAGGUGAAGCGCAACGACCAGGCAGGUGCAUUUGUAUCGGCCGGCAAGUGCGAAAAGGCCUACUACUUCGCUGCAGCCACCUCCAAGACCAUGAUUAAGUGGGCCAAUGCCAUUCACAAUUGGCGACGUCAUGCAUUCGACGACCCCACCAGCGGUGCGCUGUCCGUCCACGAUGCCAUCACCGACGAGGCCAUGAAAACCCCCGACGCAAAACGACGCUCGGUCCUACUGGAAACGCAGCGGUUAAACCUCGUCAACUUGGCUAGCCGCUUCGACGUCAAGCUUCUCGCGGCCAGUACGAGCACUGCUAAGAAACCCUGCCGAAAUUAA